AGGCCCCUCGUGCAUGCAAUGCAUGUAUCCUCGCCAAAAACGCACGAGGAAGAUGGCCUAGCGGGCACACUCCCAUGGUUGUGUUCAAUAUACCAUAAUGUCCGUGACACAUAAAGCAAAUUUCUCUGUGAGAUUCGUAACGUUCAGUCAGACAUGAAGUUCCUGGUCUCGAUAGUGAUGUGGAUAUGGAUCGCGGUGACAGCUUGGAUGCCCGUUCAAAGGCAUGCGCUGGUUCUACGCGAUGUGCAAUCAGAAGGUACACGGGAACAGACCGGUGGAGCUUCCUCAACCGGUGCCUUCCUAGUGGAUCAACCAACCCCGAUGGAUGUUACAGUUACUGCAGCAGGUAUGCAGCACGAUGACACCGGUGAACCUGCGAGCGGCGAGAAAAAUUCUUUGCUGCAGGAGACGUCGACAUUAUCUACCGCAACGACCAGACGUCGAUCGACGAAAGCUGGAAAUCUCCGUACGCAAUCUAGCCACGAUACGUCGAGAAGGUCACACUGGACUGAAGCACAGCAUGCAGAACUGCACGAAACAACGCUGCCAACAGUGGAUACGUUAACCAGUACAAGAAACCUCAAUGUAGACGUAGUAUCAGGCACCGAAACUGGUCUAGAUGACAGGCUUCAUGGCACAGCAAAGACCAACGGCGACACGUUCGCCACUGCUGAAGGGGAGAAUACGCAAACAGCCCACAGCACAACGAUGUUAAGGGUACCAAUUGCUGAAUCGACUGAAUCGCACGCAGAAAUACAUGCUACACUCUCAACCUUGGAACACACCACGACUACGCAAAGCGCCAAGGCGAAAGGUGUACAAGAUACCGAUGCUGGUACAUCCGUUACACCGAAUAGCAUCGCAGGGACCAACGACGACAUACCUACUACACUUGGAAGAAACCCGCAAAUAAACCACAACACCCGGACAUCUAAGGUGUCAACUGAAGGAGAGGAAGAACGGCGUACCACGCUUCCAACCUGGAGUCCAGCAGUGACCACACAAAACGUAAUGGAAGGGAAUGCACCAAACGUCGGUACUAGCCUAACUGGAGAAACGAAUGGUGUGACGGAGACCACUACCAACGACAUGCCCACCACACUUGGCAAACGGAACAGACAAACACACCACAGUACGGGGUCACCUGCAGGCGCGACUGAGGGGCAUGCAGGACCGCGUGAUACACUCUCGACCUUGGCUGUAUUGACAACCACACAAAACGCCAAAGAACAGAAUGGACCAACCACCGAUAUUGGUCCCAACGGAACACCGAACGGGGUGACGGAAGUCAACGGUGAUAUGCUCACCACGGUCGAAAGGGACCACAGCAGUACUGGGACAUCGAAGGAGCCACUUAUUCAAACGACCGAAGAAAAUCACGUAGAGCUGCAGGUUACAACUACGCCAUCGCUGGACUUCACUAGCACGCAAAAUUCUAAGAAACAAGACGAAUCGAGCACUGCUAAUAGUAUGCCAAACGCAGCUGGAAAUAAGAGUUCACACUCGGACACCACUACUACGACCUUAAACGACCCACUAAAAGAAACAACCACGACUGAAGAACCAGGGCAGCUGCAUGCAACGACAGUAUCAGCGGUCGUGUCAACGCAGGACGUAACAACGCAAAGCACUGAGGUACCUGAGAUACCGCAUACGACCUCUCGUCCACCAAAUGGGACCGGCCUCACGCCCACAGCCGAAGACCAGAGCUCCAAAGACUCCACGCCCUCUAGAGGGCCAAAUGGAACGACGACUGAUGGACUCACAGAGUCACAUACAAUAGCUUCACAAACACCUGAUCCGCCAACGAGCACGCAUACCUCUAAUGAAGAUGAAGUAUCAAUUACAGAUACUGGCAUAGUAGACCAGUCCACCCAGAGCAACAUCGUGUCACCUGCAACUGUGGAUCAGACCUCUCCAUUCAGCAACAGCCGUACGACAGCUACAACAGAAUCAUAUCCCACAACGACUGUAGGACAGGCGGAGCUACAGUCAACAACGACUACAACGCAGAGUCCGACAACAGACACACAGGUGUCAGAGGGACAUGACGAACAGAGCACACCUGAACCCGCAACGGAGACAGGUGACGGUGUAUUCACGCCGAGCGACGCCGGAUUCAAGCCCACACCCACAAGGACUCAUGAUACAAGUACUGUAACCACAGAACCCACCGUACUAGAGGUGACAUCGUCUCAGUCUGUCACCGAUAUCCCUAACGACACCGAAAUUCCCGUAGACGACUUGGACAAGCUGACGACUGAACACGCCAUUACAGGUAAAGCUGAAGGGAGCGAAACGUCUAUCACAUCAUCGAGUACCACCAUGCAGACUGCAGCUCUGCAGUCGAAUAUAACACGAACAGCUUCGACGGCGUCGGGUGACAGCACGACUGCGUACACGGAGAGCGACAAAACUCAACUUACUGUGACAGUAAGUUCCACAACAGAGGAUGCUGCUAUCACAUCAGGGUCACCCACAAAUGACAGUGACGCAACAGUAACAAGCACACAAGUUGCGGUAACAGGAAAAGGCGGCACCAGUCUCACACCAACUGGUGACUCAGAGUUGGCUACACACAGAAGUAAUGAAUCGGACGCGGUGACAACGGCCAGUAGCGUUGAUCCGCAGACAGAAAAAACAACAGAUGUUGAUCCCAUUGGAACAAGAAAAACAACGACAUCGACAGAAACAAGCAAUGAAAGUUUCACGACAUCCAGGGGGACCACCACGAAGGUGGUCAAGGAAACCACUGUGACUACUUCCGUCGGCACGGCUGGAGGACAUGCCCAAUCGCCUCUACAGACAUCGUCACAUGUUAUCUCAACUACGCCUGAUAGCACUUCGUCAGCACUUAACGACUGGGGUACUUCUACCAUCAGUGACUUCAACAUUACCCACACUCCGUCCCAUUCAGCAGACUCAGCAGGAACCACGGUGAACCACGGUCGCGUAACAACAACAGACACUCCACAAAGUUCGACGCGUAACGCGCACGACACGACAAGCGGUCACGAUGGGACAAUGACGAGCGCGGGUAUCAGUGAAAGUACGUCACCGCAGCAUGACCACAAGAUAAGCCCUACGACGACACAGAGUCCCGAUAAAGGAACAUCUUCGACCGAUGGAAGCACUUCUUCCGGAGCAGGUGGGACGCAUACCACAGAGACUGCGGGAUCGUUGCCCCCUGGAAGCUCCGGGACUUCGACAUCUUCUAGCCCAGAAUUCACAGGAAUAGCGACCACGAUUUCAUCCGUCCCUUCGGAAUCGGUCAUGGUCACUAUGGGCACAGCAUCGCGUACUGGUGGCCCGACUGCGACCGCGACGUCUGACGUCAUUACGCGAGCACCUACUCCCGCAACUGCGCCUGCACGUAACGCGAGUGGUGCUCCUGCGACACCCAAGGUACCAGUAAACGCGACCUCAGCAUCAAGCACUGGUUCAUCGCCUCCAACAACGGCAAAGCCACCACGAGUCGUGAUUCCCCAUCUUCCAGACGUUCCGAAACCGAUAAGCCCAUUGCCUCUCGCACCCGACGAUACCCACGUCAAACAUGGUCACUUGCCACCAAUACCUCAACCUAUUAAACCAGGACCGCUUCGCUAACGCAGCGUAGUAGAAUAAUAAAAACGGGAACAAUUAACAAACAACAUACUGCUACGGAAUCCAAAAGGUAUAGACCUAUAUGUGCGCGUGUUUCGAGACUGCCGGAUGGGUUGCGUGGAGAGCGUGACGUUUGUUGCUCUUGCUUCUACCGAUCUCCCCUCAACUCGAGGCCUUCAUGUGACGCUUACCAAAUCUUGUAGUAUAUUUAUUGAUUUAUUGAAUGUACAUGGUGUCGUAUGAAACGUGGUAUUUUUUUCCUUUUCAAUUUCGCUGUCGUGGAACACAAAUACAGCUAGUAGAUAUGAGACUGUCAUUGUGAGGUACAUAUGUCGGGACACUGCACGAACUGUGAUGUAUUAAUCGCUAUCGCUAUGGAAUAUCGACAACUUGAAGAUCUGGGCAUUGUUCCCAUGUGCCAGCACUAUCAUGCCUCAGCAUAUCCAACGCUAUGAUGUUCCCUUGUAUUGUU
Ornithodoros turicata is the source of this 4075-nucleotide messenger RNA. Its product is annotated as mucin-2-like. The transcript has 2 exons. Lineage: Eukaryota; Metazoa; Arthropoda; Arachnida; Ixodida; Argasidae. The record is from RefSeq and is a predicted model, not a curated record. Bases 154 to 3606 code for a protein of 1150 amino acids.